Molecule: messenger RNA, 4089 nt
Organism: Humulus lupulus (European hop)
Lineage: Eukaryota; Viridiplantae; Streptophyta; Magnoliopsida; Rosales; Cannabaceae
Product: TNF receptor-associated factor homolog 1a-like
Exons: 13
Coding region: 222-3608 (1128 amino acids)
Molecular function (GO): protein binding
Source: RefSeq, a predicted model, not a curated record
UUUCUUUUUCUUAUUACAAUUUCUCUAUAUUUCUCUCUCUCUUCUCAUUGUCCGUGCUUUUGCUCUCUCCGACCUAUCUUUAUUUAUUUCUCAUUUUCUCUCUCUAGAAUCUCAGGGCUUUCGUUGGCCAUUCAGACUCUCUGGUCUUCUUUCCAGGUGAAGUUCCUCUUGUUGGCGAACUGAGUGGAAGAAGCGCUGGGGAAGAAGUUUUUGAGUGGGAAAUGGCCGGGACUGCUGGUGAGGAGUCUGGAGUGGGAAGGUCUGUUGAGGGGAAUUUAAGUGGGCAGCGUUGCCAGUCUGGAGAAUUGGCAGAAUGGCGUUCUUCUGAGCAGGUGGAGAAUGGGACUCCAUCAACUUCACCUCCUUAUUGGGAUACAGAUGAUGAUGAUGAUGGUGGGCCUAAACCGUCUGAGUUGUUUGGAAAAUAUACGUGGAAGAUAGAGAAAUUUUCUCAGAUUAACAAAAGGGAACUUCGUAGUAAUGCAUUUGAAGUUGGCGGCUACAAAUGGUACAUCUUGAUCUAUCCCCAAGGCUGUGAUGUUUGCAAUCAUCUCUCUCUGUUUCUUUGUGUGGCUAAUCAUGACAAACUUCUUCCAGGGUGGAGUCAUUUUGCACAAUUUACUAUAGCUGUGGUGAACAAAGAUCCCAAAAAAUCAAAAUAUUCUGAUACAUUACAUCGAUUCUGGAAGAAAGAACAUGAUUGGGGAUGGAAAAAAUUUAUGGAGCUAUCAAAAGUAUUGGAUGGGUUUAUUGAUGCUGAUACUCUAAUAAUUAAAGCUCAAGUUCAAGUCAUCAGAGAGAAAGCCGACCGGCCAUUCCGUUGCCUUGAUUGCCAAUAUAGGAGAGAACUUGUUAGAGUAUAUCUCACAAAUGUAGAGCAAAUUUGCCGCCGUUUUGUGGAGGAGAGAAGAAGCAAACUAGGAAAAUUGAUUGAAGAUAAAGCAAGGUGGUCAAGCUUCUCUGUUUUCUGGUCUGGAAUUGAUCAAAUUGCUAGGCGUCGAAUGUCUAGGGAGAAGACGGAUUCAAUUCUAAAAGUUGUUGUUAAGCACUUUUUCAUUGAGAAAGAGGUCACGUCAACAUUAGUUAUGGAUUCAUUGUAUAGUGGACUAAAGGCUCUUGAAGGCCAGACUAAGAGUAAAAAAGGUAGGGUGAAAUUGUUGGAAGCUGAAGAAAUGCCAGCACCUAUUGUCCGUGUUGAGAAAGAUACAUUUGUGUUGGUGGAUGAUGUUUUAUCGUUACUUGAGAGGGCUGCCAUGGAACCAUUGCCUCCUAAAGAUGAAAAGGGUCCUCAAAAUCGUACCAAGGAUGGGAACUCUGGGGAAGACUUUAACAAAGAUUCUAUUGAGCGAGAUGAAAGGCGUCUUACAGAACUCGGUCGUAGGACUGUGGAGAUAUUUGUUCUUGCUCAUAUCUUUAGCAACAAAAUUGAAGUUGCCUACCAGGAAGCUGUUGCACUCAAGAGGCAAGAGGAGCUCAUCCGUGAAGAAGAGGCUGCAUGGCAGGCUGAAAGUGAGCAGAAGGCAAAACGCGGUGAAAAGGAGAAAAAAUCUAAGAAAAAACAGGGUAAACAGAAACGCAACAAUCGGAAAGGGAAGGAUAAAGGGCGGGAGGAAAGGCCUGGUGCUGCCGUACAGGAUCAAUACCAACAAGAUAACCCUAGUGAUGAAUGCAAAAACUCACCGAGGGAGGAAAUGCAACCUGUGCUUGAAAAGUUGGAUACAUUGGAAGAUGUAUCUGACGUAUCUGAUUCAAUAGAUGGUGGUACUGAAGUCCAGCCGGAUUCAGAAGAUAGAGAUGCUAGUCCAGUCAAUUGGGACACAGACACAUCAGAGGUUCAACCCUCCAUUGAAACGAGUAGCAGUUGCAUGCUAACUGUACAAAAUGGAAUGUCUGAUAAAAAGAACCAAUCUUUAAUGGAUGAUAGUUCCUCAACAUGUUCUACAGAUUCUGUCCCCUCUGUUGUAAUGAAUGGCCCUUACAAGGGGAACUCUUUUCCUAAUUUGAAGAACCAAAAAUCGCCUAGCAGGGGAAAAAACCAACGAGGGAAAUUAACAUCUGAUGGGAAUAGUUGGGCAAACGAGGUGGAUGGUCAAGUUUCUGGUCCCACAACGGAUGCAGGGGACACAAAUGAGGUUUCUGGUAGUGGCAAGAAUGGUGACUCAGAGUCUGAGGUCGUUCUCACCUCACUAGAUCAUGUUAAAUGCCUCGAGCAACAUGUGGCAAAGAAGGAAGAAGAGGCCGUUUCACUGCAAAAGAAGAGUGUCAAAGACCAGGUUGAGAUAGCAGGAUCCUUCAAAGAGAAGAGAACAGCUCAAACAUCCAUUCCUGGCAGCCCUCCUAAAAGUCCACCCUCAACUGUUCAACCAAGGCCCGAGUGCCAGACCAGUGCUAGUAUGAAUUCUGUUCAAGCUAGGAAAGUACCCUUAAAUGGCCCUCAACCGAUGAUGGAUAGAGGAUCACCUUUGACCACAUCCCAAGUAACUCUUAUGGUUAAACCUGAGACUCAGAAGGCUGCAGCUCAAAAAGUGACUGAAAAAGCCGUGGCACAACAGUUGCCUGUGAUGUCAAGGCCUUCCAGUGCUCCUUUAAUUCCUGGCCAAAGGCCAACUGCUCCUGUUGUUUCCAUGGUACAAACAUCAUCCCCUCUGCUAGCCCGUUCAAUGAGUGCAGCUGGCCGGUUGGGUCCUGAACCCUCUCCAGCAACUCACAGUUAUGUUCCUCAGUCAUAUAGAAAUGCCAUUAUGGGUAACCAUGUUUCUUCGAGCUCAGCCGGUUUUAGUAAUACUAGCUCUCCAAGUUCAGGAGGGAACCAGUCUCCUGCAUACUCACAGCCUCCUACUUUGGUAUCUUCUCCAAUCUAUUUACCACAAAGCUCUGAAAGGAUGGACCCAGGCACAAUGAAAUCAGGCUAUCCUUUUGCCAUGGUGGGUAGGGAAGGAUUACAUAACGGACCACAGUGGUUGGAGAGUUCUCAAAGAGAAGCUGAAAAAAGCAUGAAUUAUGAUCAUUCUAUGCUUCUUAAUGAUGUUCAAAAUCUUGGUUUGUAUAAUAAGCCUUUAACUAGCGGCUCUCGUGAUCAUUUGCCUGACUUUUCUGGUCGCACUUCUGGACGCCAACCGCAAGGUCUGUCAGCAGCGGAUGAAUUUCCUCACCUUGAUAUUAUCAACGACUUGCUUGAUGACACUGGACCGUCGACCAGGGUAAACUCUGUUUUCGAGUCCCAAAGCAACGGGCCAAACUCCUUAAAUAGGCAGUUCUCAUAUCCAGGUGAUUUAAGCACAGCUGGCAACAUGGGUUCCUCUUCUAGUUCUUGUAGGUUCGAGAGAACGCGAAGCUAUCAUGAUGAUGUACUUCAUCGGAACUACAGCUCAUCAGGAGGGCACUAUGAGGCUGUGAGGGAAUUCAUUCCACAGGCUGGUCCUUUACCUUACGUAAAUGGGCAGAUCGACGGGUUGAUUCCAAACCAGUGGCAAAUGCCUCCGGCAUCUGAUAUGUCAUUAGUUGUAAUGAGGAAUGCAGAAUCCGAAGGUUACCCUUACUAUAACCCAGACUAUUCAAAUGUGGCUGUCAAUGGUUACGCAAUGUUCCGGCCUUCAAAUGGGCAUUAAAGGGAAGCAAAGCAAAUGGAGUUUGGCCACCACCGCGAAUUAGCAGGCGGGAGAGGGAGGCCGUUGUCCGUUGUAAUAAUGUAUUAGAAAGAAGGAAAAAAAACUGUUGGUCCCAUUUAGAUUUGGAGUGAGGUUGUAAGCUUUUUUCUUUUUUCACAAGAAAACAUUUUGUAAAGAGUGUUUCUUUUGUUUCCCAGCCAUUUUCUUGAGUCACUAGAAAAUGAGGCAUUUUAUUUGUUUGUUCUUAAUUAAUGGGGUUUUGGGCUAUAUGAUAGUAGUAAUGGUUGAAAACGGGCAUCUGUGGUUCUUAUCUCCUCGUCUUCGAGUUGUUCUGCUAGCUAAAUUGGCUUCAAUUUUGCCCCAGUACCAAGGCUUAACACAUAUUAAGGGUGGUUAGACCUUUUUAUUUCCUCAUUUUCUAGUGUAGCACAGCACACAAAUUACAAACAACAUAGUGUUGUAGCAAUGUUUUGGCAUCACA